Molecule: messenger RNA, 3038 nt
Organism: Paramormyrops kingsleyae
Lineage: Eukaryota; Metazoa; Chordata; Actinopteri; Osteoglossiformes; Mormyridae
Source: RefSeq, a predicted model, not a curated record
GCAUUGAAGAUACCGAAGCCAUAGUGACACAUUGACGGGGAGCGGGGGGGGGCUCAGCCGGAGAUGGUGUAGAGAUCGGCGCGUUUGGUGUCACCAGUAAAAUGGAUAGUCUCCCCCAGCUCCGGGCUUUCGGGGUCUGACGCUGCACGUGCGACACAUUAAGUCACAGAGUAGAAUCAGGUUCUCCGCUUAGUAAAGGAAGCAUGGAUGUGGUCUGUGAUGGCAACGCUGCUGCCAUUGGUCUAUGUGGGCUCAAGAAACUGGGAGGCACAGAUGGCCAUGUGACAGCACUACUACCUAAUGGAUCUGUGAAUCACAUUACAGAAGACCAGACCAAUGAGUCAAGUAUAAGCUGUGAUGUAACCACUAGGAUCAAUUUGACUGAGGAUGUCUCAGCCAAUGAGAGCUCCUACCUGCUCCUUCAUCCAGAUGAGGAGUCCACCCUCGCAGAGGAAACAGCAUUUCCACACCCUGAGGUUUCUGCUGACGGUGCUCCUACAUCCCAGCUCCCGAAUGGCCUGCCAGUCUGCACCCCACCGUCUGCGGUCCGACCCCUUACGCCCCCAUUGCAGUUUUCCGCACACAAGCCAGACACGAGACAGCAUCACCCAGCCUCUGCAGCAAACAGCCCCAACUCCCUUAAAAGCUCAUCAAGAGCAGUGGCAAACGAACGCUGUGCUCAAUGCAUUCUAUCCUGCCUGUUCUGCGAGGUCCUGACAGCAUGCUCCUUGCUGGUGCAGUGCCUGGACUGCGGCCAGGCCUGCGAGCCCCUGCUCCAGUGCUGCUGCACCUGUGAGAGCGCAGAAUGCGGCUUGUGUGGGGCCGACACCUGCCUGGACUAUAGGCAGUGCUUGGAGUCGCCCAGCGGCCUGGAGAUGUGCAUGGAGUGCUGCUCCAUCUGCUUCAGUGCAUAGACCCACCAGUGCUGAGCUGGGGCCCUGGCACGGGGAGAUGAGGAGCCAGAUCUGAAACCUCACCUAAGGGUUUCAGGCCGAGGAAACAGAGCACAGAGACGUCCUUGGGAAGAAGGGUGAACGUAAUGGCGUGUGAUGUAACAACAGAACACAUUUGCCCAGUUUGACUCCAGCCCAAAGCCACCUAGAUCCGAGGAGAUGCUUAACUGUGACUGACUGAAACACACAAGAUUUCAGUCAUACACUCACAUCGUCAAAACUGCUGUACAGGAAUUGUGCUCAGUUGCAACUAAGCAUAUACUUGUUAGGAUGCAUUUUAUUUGCAUUUAAUUUAAACUGGUGCAUAAAUAAUGCAUGCAUAUCUGUGUAGUUUUGAAUCUCGACGGCUGUACUCAGCUAAAGAACCAUUUAGCCAUAUAAUUAUUAAUUAAAAUACUAAAGGGACACUGGGAGUGUUCCGGCACCUUUCUAAUUUCAUCGCAUAUGCGCUGAAAAACGAAUUAAGCGUUUUGUGAAGUGAGUGAAGACGCACGUUUAAAUAUAAAUUAUAAACAAAAUAUUGUCUCACCCAUUCAGGUGUGUUUUUUUUCUGUGUGGUAACAGGCAAAAAAAUCAUGUCAAGCAAUUGUUUAUUUUUCCGCUCUAUUUACAGAAUAACUUUUUUAAAUCGUUUUAUAAGGCUAAAUCUAGACCAUCUUGAUUUUUUGCCCUUCUUGUUCGCGGUAGGAAUGAAUUAAUUUAUGGCGAAUAACAAUGCAGUAAGGAGUGAGCAAGAUCAGUUAGGCCUAUUGUAAAACACGCCGCAGUCUAAAAGGUGACCCGCGAAUGAAGGUAACGGGGAGAGGAUGUGGACCUUGAUGGGUCCCAAUUACCGACCUACUCACCCACCGCACCGAAGCGGGGGGAAUCAAGGUGUAAACAACAUGGUUUCCGCACUACAUGCUAGGCCUUAGAGGCCUAAAUAUAUCCAUAAAUAUGAUCCGGCUCCGUUCUGAGACUGACUGCCGCACCCGUGGAGCACCGAGCAAAGUCACGCAAAGAAACGUGUGAAUUCUGUUAAGCUUUACCCAUCACUGAGCUAUACUACAAAGCGACGGCUUCAGACCAUUAAGAAUUAAUUAAUGAGUUUAUGUGGUAACACAUUGCAUGUUUAAAAGAGUUGAUGGUCAAUCAUCUCUGCUGGGUGCUGAUUGAACGUGUCUUGGGGGCUUAUCCUGAGUGUCAGGUGAAAAUGCAAACAAAAUUUCGAGUCCUUUGCAGAUAUUUUCGGCUUCUUUCAUAAAGAUGUAUUUAUAUUGUCAUUUUUGUAUAUUAAUAAGUACAAACAAUGGCUACAAGGACGAUAUUGUGGUGUGUACGUAUCUUCUAAACAUGACAUUUUCCUUGCAACAAAACGAUCCUUCGAAUUUAUCUCGGUGUCCAGAUUAUAGGGUGAAGUGCACCCCCUAGUGGACCACCACUGGAAGUCCUACAUGGUCCACCCUUAAAUGACUCAUACAACAGAUCACAGAUCACAAUCGUUGGCUGUCAGCUCCUCCUGCCUGGUGAUCCGUACUCAUCAGAGGAACAGGGCUAAGAAAAUAAUGUCCCACCUCUCGCCCCCAGGUCACUUCGAGCGUCUCCCUUCUUAGAUAAAGCUUAGAGUUAGAGCUUUGAGCAGAAGGACUAGCUGCCACUGGAACAGCUUCUCCUCCCAGGCCACUGCCCUGCUAAAUAAGGGCCAAUCGGACGCAUGCUGGCACUUAUGGAAGAAUUUCAUGUGUCACUCCCCAUAUGACUAAAUAAGCUCAUUUUCACAUACCGCAAAGCUGUCUGUACCCUACAGGGACAGACAACUCUAAAGACUGUCUGUACCCUACAGGGACAGACAACCCUAAAGGCUGUCUGUACCCUACAGGGACAGACAACCCUAAAGACUGUCUGUACCCUACAAGGACAGACAACCCUAAAGGCUGUCUCACCUAUGUCUCUACUUGUUUUGUUAUUUGCACAUCUUAAUUUUUGUUGCUACCUCUAUUCUAGUUUUAUUCUAUUUGUUUGUUUGUUUUUUGUACUUUUGUCUUGUUGUAUGUUUAACUGUAUACUUCUUGCCAUCACCUGCCAAAUAAAUGAAUUCAGCUGUCA